AUGGCGGGAGCAGAGGUGGGUACCCCUGCAAACCCCACCUGCAAGAUUAUGACCUUCAGGCCAACCAUGGAGGAUUUCAAGGACUUCAACCAGUACCUGGUUUAUAUGGAGUCUCAGGGUGCACAUCGUGCAGGCCUGGCUAAGGUGAUCCCUCCGAAAGGCUGGAAACCUCGUCAUACCUACGACGAUAUAGACGAUCUAAUGAUUCCUGCCCCCAUCCAGCAGAUGGUGGCUGGCCAGUCAGGAUUGUUCACUCAGUACAAUAUCCAGAAGAAGCCUCUGAGUGUGCAGGAGUUCAGGCGACUCGCUAACAGUGACAUGUAUUGUACCCCUCGCUAUCUGAACUAUGAAGAUCUUGAGAGGAAAUACUGGAAGAACCUCACUUUUGUCUCACCCAUAUAUGGUGCUGAUGUCAGUGGCAGCCUCUAUGAUGAGGAUGUAGAGGAGUGGAACAUUGGCCACCUGAACUCCAUCUUGGAUGUAAUUGAGGAGGACUGCGGUGUAUCUAUCCAGGGGGUCAACACACCAUAUCUGUACUUUGGCAUGUGGAAGACCACCUUCUCUUGGCACACCGAGGAUAUGGACCUGUACAGUAUCAACUACCUCCACUUUGGAGAGCCUAAGUCCUGGUAUGCCAUCCCACCGGAACAUGGGAAAAGACUGGAGCGUCUGGCUACAGGUUUCUUUCCAAAUAGCUUCAAAGGAUGUGAGGCUUUUCUUCGUCACAAGAUGACUUUAAUCUCCCCUUCCAUACUGAAGAAGUAUGGAAUCCCCUUUGAUAAGAUUACUCAGGAGGCUGGCGAGUUCAUGAUCACUUUUCCUUACGGCUACCAUGCUGGCUUUAAUCAUGGUUUCAAUUGUGCUGAGUCCACCAACUUUGCCACUCUGCGUUGGAUAGACUAUGGCAAAGUGGCCACCCAGUGUACAUGUAGUAAAGACAUGGUAAAAAUAUCCAUGGAGCCCUUUGUGAAGCGUUUUCAGCCUGACCGUUAUGCUACCUGGAUGCUGGGCAAAGACUCGACGCUGAUUGACCACACCCUCGCCACUCCUAGUACAACUCCUGAGCUGCAGAGCUGGUUACACAGGCGGCGCAAGACUAAACCUUCCAAUAAAGGCAGCACCCACUCCCGUAUGAGAUCCAAGCGCCUCAGAACAACAGAGGAACCUGUUGGGCUUGUUGGCAGCUCAUCUCUGAACAAGAAGAAAGUCCUGGGGGGUCCAAUUAGGCCGAAGGUACGACGGCCAGCUGCAGCUACUAGUUGCAGGUCAGGAAAGGAAGCUGACAUCGAGACUGGAAAUGAAAUGGAAGCUAAAUCAAAGCACAACCAGAGUCAGAACUCCAUUCAGAUUCCAGGUCCUUGCAGACAGAUGUGUGUGGUCAAGGUAACACGUGUCGAGAGCGCCAUUUUGGCUUGUUCUAAUAUGGAGCCACCCCAAAUCUCUCAGUCUAACAACUUUCCGUCUCCUCCUUCACCUGUAAACAAUGGCCCAGUGGCAGAGACAGCCACUCAGGGGACAACAGGGGUUACUGACAGGACUCCUGAAGGACUCGAACACUGGCCCGAGGCUACCCACGUGGAUGUAGAAGUAAAUGAGCCAAGACAACAUCAUCUUGACCCCAACGUCUCCAUUUCUCAGGACUCCUGUGUCAGUGUCAGCACAUCAUUGCAUACCACAAGCAUUUCUGUUGAGGCUGACGUGGGCUCGUGUCCUGAUACUGAAGUUCAGACAUUGAAUGCCUCUUGUACAGAUGAUGCUUUACAAGUGGCAGCAAACGGUGACAGUAAUAUUAAUUCUGAGGAAUAUGAUAACAGCUCUGCUAAAGCAGAGAAAAUUGACUGCAAUGACCCAAAACAUAUCAGUAUGAACUCCACCACAGAAGCACUUUAUGAUCCUAGCACUGAGCCAGUAGAGGGGGAUAGUUACCCGUCAUGUAGCUCUUUCUCCUUUUCAGGGCAUGAUUGCAGUGUAGAAAGUGGCAGCACAGAAGAAAACCUUUUUCCCCCUCUGCUGCAGAACAGCGCAGUGGAUAUGCCACUUCUCACACCCGAGACAGUGGAUAAAAUUGGAGGGUGUCCUUUGCCACCAGUACUGACACAAGAAAUGCCGUCACUUACACCUGCCAACGAUGGACCAACUGAUGUCCAGCCAUCACAGUCAUACACACACCAGAUUGCACCUGUGCUUCAGCGGGAGACACCAACUAGCUCUGUGUCCUCACAGGAAGACCUAACAAAGUCAAAAGAAACUCUCGCAGUAGAACAAGCCAACAACUGGCACUUAAAUUGUCCAUAUAAAUGCGAAGAGGCAGCAGCAUCUGGUUUGGACGGUAGUGCAAUUCAUUUAACUACCAAUGCUCUGCACAAAAUAGCAUCUGGUGGUGGCAGUGAAAUGCAAAUACUACCAGUAGUUCCUGGUGAGGAGGACCAAACAAAGUUGGAAAACCUUAUCCCUGCAGCAAGUAAUACUGCCCAUGACCAGUUCGAUCAGAAUGCUACAAUCCAAACAGAGCAUGAAUCUAGCUUUAGAACAGUAACAAGUAAAAGUCAUUCUCAAGAUGCAGGUCAGAAUGAUAAUGUGUUCAGUCUGGAAAACACAGGUUCUCUUUUAAAUGACACUUCAAACAUUAAUGCACCGGGCUUUUCACUCCCUUUGGUUACUCAAAAUGAUAGUCAAUCAGUUUUACAGUUCCACCAAAUGGAUAAAACUCCUCUUCACACUACAUACUCCUCCUCGGAUUGUGCUUCCCAGCAUCCAUACAUGGAGCACAAACCUUUCUCCUCCAGCAUCUGGAAAAACCUCACUUCCCAAAGUUCUGCGGUGCUUAUUCAGAGUCUCCGACCAGAACUGCCUUCUGACUUCACCCAUGACCCCCUACCUUACACCAUGUGGACGGAGCCGCAGUGCAGAGAAGUCACAGACCUGGAGGACCCAGAACAGGACCUCCGUCAGGCAGACAACCAUGGAGAUGGUACAUCAACUCUAACAUGGGCCCAGUUGGAGCCCACCUCUCUAGUUUCAGUUGGUGCUGCAGAGCCGUUGGGGCUUUGUGGGGAUUAUGAGCUCCACAGAGGAGAAAUGGAAGGAGCCGAAGCCCUCGCCCUAUGCAGGGAGCUGGGGAGACAAACCCAGGCCGAGGGGAGUCUCCACCUAGAUAGGGCUGUUCCUCCCCUACAAAUUGCAGGAGGAGGACAGGAUGUGGUGUCAGACAUGGAAGACACAGAGUCUGAGGGAGAAGAGGUGGAGCAGCAAUGUUGUAUCAAAGAGGAGAGUAGCAGUGGCUCAUCUGAUGAAGAGGAGGAAGAGGAUGAAAACUAUAUCAGCAACUACAAGUGUGAUGAAUCAGCCCUGGAACCCGGGGAGGUUUGUGCUUACUCUCCCCUAUCGAUGAAGAGGACCACUAAGAGCUGGCGUCACCCACUCAGGAAACCUACUGCCAGAGCUGUGCCCACUGCUGUCAAACAACAGGCUGCUAGUGAUGAUGAACGCGCUGAAGAAAGCAUGCCGGAGGAGGAGGAGGAAGAGCAGGAGACAGAAGCGUGGGCUAAGCCGCUCAUCUACCUGUGGCAGAGCAAGAAGAGCUGCUUCACAGCAGAGAGGGAGUACAAUGCCCAUGCUGCUACCAUGCAGCCAUACUGUGCUGUCUGCACACUCUUCAUGCCCUAUUAUCAGGUUGAAGACACAUUUGUUGACAAUGGACAUACACCACCUACAGAUACACACAAGCCCUCAUUUUCUAUGGAAGAACCUAUGCAUACCAGUAGAGGUCUAAGGAGAACCAAACCCCUGAUCCCAGAGAUUUGCUUUUCAUUCCGUGAACAGAACUGCCUCCCAAGUCCUACUAACCCUCUGCUCCAAGAAGAUGGCACGUCUCCCCUGUUGGCCUGCCAGGGUUGCUGCUUGCAAGUCCACGCAAGUUGCUAUGGUGUUUGCGCCACAGACGUCAGUGAACAGUGGUCAUGUGAUCGUUGUGUGGAAGGAAGCUUUACUGCAGAAUGCUGCCUUUGCAACCUCAGGGGUGGUGCGCUGAAAAAAACCAAAAAUGACAAGUGGGCCCAUGUAAUGUGUGCAAUAGCACUGCCAGAGGCGAGGUUUAGUGAUGAACUCAAGAGAAGUCCCAUUGACACCAGCAGGAUCCCCAUGCAGCGAUACAAACUGAAGUGCAUCUAUUGUCGUCAGCGCUGUGCGGGGAAGCGGCAUGCAGGUGCUUGUAUCCAGUGUUCAUGCGGCCGGUGUCCCACCUCCUUUCAUGUGACCUGUGCCCAUGCUGCUGGUGUCUUCAUGGAGCCUGAUGAUUGGCCAUAUGUGGUGUCAAUCACCUGCCACAGACACCAGUCACGGAGUACCUCAGCUAAGCACCGAGUGUCCCAGGCAGCCAUUACUUUGGGCCAGACGGUGAUCUCCAAACAUAAGAACCUGCGAUACUACAGCUCCAGGGUCACACAGAUCAGCUCGCAGACCUUCUAUGAGGUCAUGUUUGAUGACGGGUCCUUCUCCAAUGAUACCUAUCCUGAGGACAUAGUGAGCAGAGAUUGUGUUAACUUGGGUCCUCCUGAAGUGGGUGAAGCUGUGAAAGUUAAGUGGCCUGAUGGUCUUUUUUACGGAGCCAAAUACCUGGGAUCCAGUGUUUCCUACAUGUACCAGGUGGAGUUUGAGGACGGCUCACAGGUGCUGGCAAAGAGAGACGACGUCUAUACUUUAGACGAAGACCUGCCGAAAAAGGUGAAGCGUAGACUCUCCACAGCCUCAAGCAUGCGUUUCCAGGAUGCCUUCUUCACCACACAGGGGGAGAGGAAAAGGCAGCGAACGCCCAAUUCGUGGUUCCAGAAAGACUUCGUGGCCCUGCCAGGCCUCCGUACAGCUGCCAAAAGCACGUGGGAGCCGCGCAGCCACAAAGGGAAAUGAAGUCAUGGAGAAGGAUCAGAGAGGAAUGGAGGCACUGACUUGACAGCGGCAGAAGAACGGAGGUUGUUUUGUGCGUCUUGAGUUUGUGUGCGUACACUUGUGUGAGUUUAUUGGAUCGCCUUCCACUUUAUGUUCCCCACACAACUUUCCUUGGAACGGCUCAGAAGAGAGACUUAAGGGAAUGGAUGAUUUUGGUGCAACUUCUACAUAAUACGUCAAUGAUUGGUGGGCGGAUGCUGUGAUGGGCUUUAGGAGCUUUCUGAUUGGACAGUUGGACUCUGCGAAAUAGGUUAAUGGGCAUCUGUUGCAUCCGUUGCCAAAACGCUGUCACAUCUAUCAGGAGAAAAAAUAAAAAUAAAAUCAGUGACAUUGUCACAUCACCUUUUUGGAAAUAAAAACUUUUUCUUUUGUACAUGAAAGGUUGAGAAGUUUGGGGUUUUUCUAAAUAGCUUGCCGCUGUUAGCUUUUUUUUCUGGGUCCAUCUUAAUUUAGAACGUUUCUGCACUUUGCUGGCAGUAUUUUGUCAUCUGUUACCGUUUUUCCACGCAUGCUAGACCUCGUCUCCUAACUGCUUCCGCUGAAUUCAAACACACUACAAUGGCUUCUUCUCUGCACAUUUUUGAGUUCAAACUUAAAAAAAUAAAAGUUUAUGAAAUUGAAAGAAUAAUUCCCAGAAGUGUGCCGUACCCUCGGAGGGGAAGAUCAGAUGUGAAAUCAUUCUACUGUGUUGGAUUCUGUCCUAUUAACGUGAAAUGCUACUGUUGCUCUGUUGAAUGAAACACAUUGAUGAAAUUAUUUAAAAUUUGUAUUUAUUUUUGGCUUGCUAUAGUUGAAUAUUGCUAACUGCUGUAAAAGGAAAGCAAAA
This is a messenger RNA of Thalassophryne amazonica, 5770 nucleotides long. RefSeq names its product lysine (K)-specific demethylase 4C (gene kdm4c). Gene Ontology annotation, molecular function: histone H3K9 demethylase activity; histone H3K36 demethylase activity. Gene Ontology annotation, biological process: chromatin remodeling. Bases 1 to 4905 code for a protein of 1634 amino acids. The transcript has 21 exons. NCBI's taxonomy places the organism in Eukaryota, Metazoa, Chordata, Actinopteri, Batrachoidiformes, Batrachoididae. Gene Ontology annotation, cellular component: nucleus. The record is from RefSeq and is a predicted model, not a curated record.